GCCAUUGGCUGUCUGUGAUAGUUAAUCCAGAAUGCUGGGAUUCAUACAAGUAGGAUUUAACCAUAACCAUGAUACCAACAUCUGUCAGGACCUCGCCUCGAGCUCCCAAACCCAGACGUUACAAAAGCGGAAUAUUUCUGUCUUGCUGUUUUGAUAAAAGAGGGAGAAGCAGCAGAUUCUGAACAUAAGCUGAAACCAUGGGGAAGACGGGGAGUAAAGUCCUCAGAGAAACCUCAGUGGACGGGGUUCAAGCCCAGCCUCCUCCUGCUGCUCCUGCUCCUGCUCCUGAUCCGGAUCCUGCUUCUUCUCCUUCUCCUGCUGUCGUUAAAUUCGAAGGACUCACUAAAACUAACAAGAUGAAGGUGAAAUGGACACAGCUGGGUUUGGUCUUCUUUCUGGUUUUGUCACUGGUGAUGACGGGAUGCUUCUUCUGGCAGUACCAGCUGCCCAAACUUCUGCCAGAUGAAGGAAUGGGUCGCAACGCCAAAGCAGAGAUGAUUUGUCCUCGGUUCCCCGAGGCUCUCCAGCUGGAGCAUCCUAUCGCCAGCCUGAAAGAGGCCCUGGAAAAGGUGGACGUUUUGCUUCGUCAGAGCAUCAACCCCAUCAGCCUUCCCUCUCUGUCGGCCAUCGUGAUCUUAAACGACACGGUUUUAUGGACCGGCAACUUUGGAAAAAGGAAUGCCAGUGACCCUCUGUCAGGACCCCCGAAUGAGUACACAAUUUACAGAAUUGCGAGCCUAUCUAAGAUCUUCCCCACGCUGAUGCUCUACAAGCUGUGGGAGGAUGGGAAGAUCGGCUCCCUGGAUGACCCUCUGGAAAAAUAUGUGGACAACUUCACCAUCAAAAACCCUCUGGGAAGGACGCGAGACUCUGAGCUGAAAUACGUGACCGAUGGCCUGAUAUUUUUGGACAGCGGGGAGGUUCAGAUCCGCUCCUCCUCAGUCACCUUGCGCAGGAUGGCCAGCCAGCUCUCAGGUCUACCCAGGAGACUCCGGGCCACAAGUCUGCUUUGGAAAGGAAAAACCCAGACUGCAAUCAAUCUGCUGCAAGACGAUGUCCUCGUAGCAGACCCAGGCACUAAAUGUCACUACAGCAACCUCGCCUUCUCACUGCUGGCUCAUGUGAUGGCAGAGCGCGUGGUCGCCGUCGACUACCAGCGGUGGAUCACAGACAACAUCCUGGACCGGCUGGGGAUGGAGGACACCGGCUUCGACAUCACCCCGGGGCUCCAGGGCCAGAUGGCUGUGGGAGUGUACUCCAACGGAAAGCCGGCCCCGCUCUACGACCUGGGCUGGUACCGGCCUUCGGGUCAGAUGUUCUCCACGGCUGCAGACUUGGCCAAGCUCGCCAUGAUGCUGCUGGGCGCUUAUCACCGCAAGAUGCUGGAGCCAGACUCGUUGAAGAUCAUGCUUACCCCGCUCUUCAGGUGCGAUAAGGACUACUUUGCCAACCGCACUGGGACGCCGUGGGAGGUGAAUGAACUGAUGGGCUACGAGAUGGUGCGUAAAGAUGGCGAUCUGGACGGCUACUCUGCCACCUUCUCCCUGGUGCCCAGACUGAAGCUCGGUCUGGUGGUGCUAAUGGCUGGCAGCCGGUCUCAGAACCAGGACUUGGUCACCAAGGCCUACAACCACAUCAUACCAGCUGUAGAAAAAGCCUUUAGGGAGGCCAAGAAGGUCCUUUAUCCUCCGCCAAAGCCAGAACCUUUCAUCGGCUUUUUCACCUACAGCAACAUCACCUUUUACGAGAUCAAAGUUGGGCCGGACGGAGUUCUGAUCAUGCAACAGUUUGGGCCUCAGAUUGAAGAGCUGAUCCCAGAGAAGUACAGGACAAUAAAGUUAAACUACCUGGUCGACCGGGUGUUCCGAGUGGUUUUUGAAAGGGAGUACCCUUGUGUUUUGAAAGUCGGCACGGCCUCAGUGUCCCUGGAAGCCCAAGAUGGCCAAUUAUUUAACUUCUACACAUUUGACAAGAGCGGGUUGUCCACUGGUUUUGAUGCACCAGGAUUAAACACAUACAAUGUGGUGAGAAUAGCCCGCAGGCCGUCCUUCGCGACAUGAACUGCAGCGAUGCUGCGACCUAAAGACAAAUGGUAUGUCCUUGGGAUGUAAGGGGCCGUAAACAAAAAGGACGCUGUGAGUAUUGCAAGACCAA
Messenger RNA from Etheostoma spectabile (orangethroat darter), 2154 nucleotides. It is a transcript of the gene lactbl1b, whose product is annotated as lactamase, beta-like 1b. The record is from RefSeq and is a predicted model, not a curated record. NCBI's taxonomy places the organism in Eukaryota, Metazoa, Chordata, Actinopteri, Perciformes, Percidae.